CUCACUCCUCUCUCUUUCUCUGGGCUCUCUUCCUCCCCCACUCCUAAAGAGGCAGACCUCUAUGGUGCUCUCGGUUGUUGACGGGCUUGGUGUGAUGAUCGGCUUUGGAAUCCCCUAGAUUUAAUGCGCCCUCUCAGAGACUGGUGUCACGCAUUAGACGAGGGUAGGGUUGUCAACUUGUCAUUGGUCCUGGGGGAGUGAAUUCCUCCCCCCUCCUCUCGUUCACGAGAGAGCAGCUCUAGUGAAACUUCAGAACAAGUGAAACUUCAGGAGUUGUACAGACUCACCUACUCUGGCUGAAGAUCUCAGCUCACCCUGAGGCCAUGGGAGUCACCUACGGAAAGAAAAGUGAACACCACCUCCAACUCUCUCCCACGAGAAGUACAACACCUCUGAAUGGAACAGCCUCAGCCCACUCUGGCCUGCUGUCAGAACAGGAUGGAGAGCAGGGUCAGGGUCAAUGUGCAGAGGACAAAGAGCAUGGGAAGUCAGGUGGAUCACCACCUCAGCCAGAGAGUCAGGAGGAGGAGGGCAGGGAUCUUAUCAUCCAGCCCAAGAAGCGCCUCAACCCGGUCAGAGUCUCCAAGAGCCACCAGGAGCUCCACAGGGAAUUAAGGAUGACACACAAGAGAGGUCCCUGUCUGGAGGUGAAGCCGGAGCUCCAGCGUGUUCUGGAACAGAGGAACUGGGAACAUGGGAUGAAACAGAGGAGAGAGGCAGAGGAGGAGAAGAAGAACAGGUCUCCUCUCCAACAGGAACUGUUCAAGAGGCACCAGAGGCUGGAGGAGCUGGAGAGGGAGCUAAAGGCACAACAACAACAGGAGGGCCUGCAGAGUUCCCCAGAGUUCAUCAGAGUUAAAGAGAGCCUGAGACGCACCACCAUACUGGAUGUGGGGGAGAAGGUAGUUUAAAAUGACUGACAGGAAGAUGAGUAAAGUAUGGUUAGAGUGGCAUGGGGUUGUUGGAGCAUCUACAUGAGGUGUGGAUAGAUAGGAGGGUGUGGAUACGUGACUACAUGGAGGUGUAGCAAGUGAAGGUGAAGGAAGAUUGUGUGACAUUGAGCUAUUCGAUUGGGUUGAAGUUGGUGGGAUAGUAUGCUUGGCAUAGUUCAGCUGCAUGGGAGUACAGAUAGAUGCAUGCAUGGUGCAGAUUGGUACCUGAACCUGUCCUCGGACACUUGUCUUCUCCGAAAGAGCCUACUGCCUGAAGGUAACCACCCCUUGUCCAAUUGACCUUUGAAGCACAUCUUUAUUUGUUCCAAUUAGGGAUCGACUCCCUGCUAGCCUGGUCCCAGAUCUGUUUGUUGUCUUGCAUGACAAUGACCUGGCUAUACAGCACAAACAGAUCUGGGAUGUGGCUGGCACCUCCCAUCCUCUGAGAGACUUGACGUUAGAUUAGUAAUUUGUCUCUCAUGCCUCUGACACAGAGAGAGAGAGAGAGCACCCCUUUAGCAGGGAUCUUACUGAGUUACAUACAAUGAGUGAAUGUGACGUUUGUAAUUUCAUGCCUAUCAAGUGUUCAGAUUGUGAUUGUAUUCAUUUUACAUUUACAUUUACGUCAUUUAGCAGACAUUCAUGGAAUAUGUUGAUAUACUGUAUCAGUAGAUGUAUUUCUAUAAUAAUAUUACAUUUCCUAAUGGUUUGUUUAUACGUUUACAGUAUUUUUUACCUGUCGUAAAUGUCCAGUCAUUUUAUAUAUUAUAUUAUUAGCAGUUUUACAACUGGUCUAAGACGGUUAUUUCUUAAAUAAUGGUUCCGUCCGGUCUUUCCCCGAGCCUCUCACGUACACAUUCUCUAUGCAAAUCAACAGAACAUAAAUAAUUCACCUACUGACAACAGUGAAUAAUGUUUAACACUUUAGAUGACAGUGUCCUUGGACACAUUUGUACUUUGUCAUAAAUAAAAAGGGAUAUUAAACAUGAAUAAAUAAAGUGCAUUUUAUAUUUUAUCUGGACGCAAGUGUAAGACAGCAUCCCAUUGUACCAUACUAUUAUACACACUGUGACACUCUGGCUCCAGGGACUCUGAUUGUUGAGCCAGGGUUGUUAUUUUCAUUUAGGGUGUAUUUCUA
Molecule: messenger RNA, 2070 nt
Organism: Coregonus clupeaformis (lake whitefish)
Lineage: Eukaryota; Metazoa; Chordata; Actinopteri; Salmoniformes; Salmonidae
Product: actin-associated protein FAM107A
Exons: 5
Coding region: 324-911 (195 amino acids)
Biological process (GO): regulation of actin cytoskeleton organization; actin filament bundle assembly; actin filament polymerization
Cellular component (GO): stress fiber; synapse; neuron projection
Source: RefSeq, a predicted model, not a curated record